Saccostrea cuccullata (small rock oyster) is the source of this 2521-nucleotide messenger RNA. RefSeq names its product voltage-gated hydrogen channel 1-like. Bases 306 to 2432 code for a protein of 708 amino acids. The transcript is spliced from 3 exons. Gene Ontology annotation, cellular component: plasma membrane. The record is from RefSeq and is a predicted model, not a curated record. Lineage: Eukaryota; Metazoa; Mollusca; Bivalvia; Ostreida; Ostreidae. Gene Ontology annotation, biological process: proton transmembrane transport. Gene Ontology annotation, molecular function: voltage-gated proton channel activity.
UCAUUGUAUGACAAUGCUAUUGUCAUGAUAAAAUAAUCAGAUAUCAUCUCUGGGGUGUGAAUGAACGACUGAGUUUGAACGCAUUAUGUCAACUUCAAAAUGUCACACUGAAUAAUGAAAUGCAAGUAGGUAGUAUAACUUGUUAACCUAAUAUAAACAAAAGUGUUUACAAUAGGACACCCUUUGGAAUGCCAGUGAUAAAUCCUUUAUCAUUUAUUAACUUAAAUACUAUCACAAUGCGUGGAUGAAAUGCUAUAUCAAUUUGCUACAUUAUUGAGAAGACGAAACUUUUCUUGUUGCUCAGAAUGAUGAUCAAUAUUUCACAGCUUUUGAUUAUAUGGAUUUCUAUUUUGGGUUUAACUGUGAGCUCUUCAAGUCAAACCAGGUUUUCUCAAAAUGCACAGAGUAAAUUUAGGAGAUCGAUUUUUAACUUUCAUCUCCAUAAAGAUGGUCAUAAAAGUACACCAUUUACUCCUGUGCCUUUUUCACAGAAUAAUGUAUCAUUUGGGGCCUCACAGAGACAUACAACGACAUCUUCUUUAAUAUUGAGUCGAUUGUCCUCAUUGUCUGGACCCCGAACAUCUGGAUCAACUUCUACACGCUCAUCUUUCGCAAAUACUUUGAAGGUCAAAGCUUCGAGUUCUUUGUUAGCCAUCUCACAACCUUCAGUAACUAGUCCUAUACCUUCAAAUACCUUCAAUUCACAAACCGAUUAUUUUACAGCUUCGACACCCCCAAAAUCUAAAGUUUCUUCGACUCAUAACAUGAAAAUCCAAAGAACUGAAUCUUUUCCUACUUUAACAUUUGUUCGGAAAAAUUUCACCUCUUCGACAUUGAAAACUAUAGAGUCAUCAAAUGCUUUAUCUCACUCUACCGUUUGGAAAACGUCAAUACCCAACCAAGCAAGUUCAAAGUACAUUGCCAAACCAUCAUCGAUUUUGCAUGAAACGACAAUGCUUUCCACUACAUUAACGUCAAAACCAUCAAAUGAUUUAAAGACAACCACAAGGAUGAAUUUCCAAAAUAUAACAACUCAAAAAACUUCUGGAAAAACACCUACAAAAACCGUUAGCUCUAAAACUACACUUACGGAAACAAUCCUUACAAUGUUAUCGUUCUCUACUACUAAAUCAACAGAUCAAUCCAAAUUAUUAACAACGAUAAAAUCGCUUAUUACGAAAUCAACAAUUCGAACAACAAAAGAACCUUCCAAAAUAGCAACACCAAAAAUUCCGUCUUCUACAAUGACACCAAUUUCAAUAGUGGUAACUUCCAAAACAACAACACCGAAAAGUCCUUUUUUAACAAAAGCAAUUCAAACAACAAUGGAACCACCCAAAACAACAACGACAAAGGCCCCAUUUUUUACAAAAACAACGAGUCCAUUAAAAACAGAAGCUUCCAAAACAACAACGACAAAAAGUCUACCUUUAUCAAAGACAACGAUUCAUAUAAAAACAGAACCUUCCAAAACAACAACGACAAAAAGUCCAAUUUUAACAGAAGCAACAAUGCAAACGACAACAGGACCUUCUAAAGUAAUAACGCCUAAAAUUCCACCUUCAACAAAGACGACAAUUCAAACAACAGUAGAAUCAAAGACUUUGAUCCCUACAAGUUCAUCUUCAAUAAAAGCAACACCAUCAACAACAUACAAGUCUCAUUUGUCAACAACAAUAUCCUCAAAAUCUUCUAUUCAUAUUUCUGCACCUUCAACCUCGAAUGAAAUGCCAAUAUCAGGAUCAGGUAUCACUACCAAAGCAUCAACACUGAGAUCUUCAUUUAAGACAAGCACUCAUACGACAGUACAUAAAACCACUUUACCAAUACAAACAAUACAAUCAUCAACUGUGCAUGCUACACCAAAAAGUACUUCAUCUACAUCUGCCAUUGGAUCAACCACGGCUCAGCUUAUUGAGAGUACAACAGUUUCACCAAGUCAUAGAACUUCUACAACUCUAAAACCUAGUACAGGAUCGUAUUCCGGGACGUCACCUAGAUUCACAGGUACCACACCUGUCGCUUCAUCUUCUGGAAUUUCUAAAACGCAGAAAAGUCCAACGACAGUUUAUGGACAUUCAAAUUCAAUCCAUCAUACAAAUGAUAUUUACACCACCGAGAUGGCCGUGUCGUCCACCCCCGAUAACUCCCUGUCCAAUAAAAUCCCUCAAAGAACUGGAUUGAGCAAACGUUCAAUCGGCGCCAUUGCCGCGGCCUGCACAAUCGUUGGGUGUGUCGGCAUCAUUUUGGGCUUAUAUGUAUUCGUUAGUAAACGGUUUAAAAGUGGAGAGAAAUCGUGGGCAGUGGUUGACGAUCAUACCCGCAUUGAGACCAUUGACAUGAGUGAGAAGAUGGAUAGUGUUCUGCACGACUUCGAUCAGGGUGAAAGGAAGUCAAAUGGAGAAUCCUUUCGACCCGUUAAUGACAUCUAGAAAACAGUCAUACCAAUUCAUUCGAUUUCAUCCAUCGCUAUUUUAAAAGCAUUCAUGCCUUUCUACUUUUUUUUUUAUUUUAUUAGUAU